Messenger RNA from Tilletiopsis washingtonensis, 1473 nucleotides. RefSeq lists its product as hypothetical. Lineage: Eukaryota; Fungi; Basidiomycota; Exobasidiomycetes; Entylomatales. The coding region runs from base 13 to 1473 and encodes 486 amino acids. The record is from RefSeq and is a predicted model, not a curated record. The transcript is spliced from 4 exons.
CUGCGGCCCACGAUGCGCACCCUCCCUUCUCUGCGCCUCGCGCCCGCCACGCUCGACGCCUUCCGCGCCAGCGUCGUGCGCCCGCGCCUCGCGCUCCUCUGUCUCGUGCUGCUCCUCAGCGCCCACGGCCUGCCGCCGGGCGUGCCGCAGCGGCAGCACGAACCAUGGACGCCGCACGGCAUCUGGCGCCUGCUGCCCUUUCUCCAGCAGGCGCGGGCUCCACCGCCGCCGGCCGCACGCCCGCUCACGCCGCCUCCGCCGCGCGCCGCCCAGCCGUCGCCCGGCACACUCUUCACGCUGCCGCGUCCUGACGUGGCACUGCUGGCGGCGCCCGAUGUCGCACCGCUUGUGCUGCCACUUGCGGUGCUGUGGCUCGUGCGUGUUGCUGCACUGGCGCUGGAAGACCACGCAAUGCAUUCGGCCUUCCCGGCGCACUCGUCUGCCUCGGCGCUCCGCACGCAUCUUGUGCCGCUGAUGCAGCUCGCCGUGCUCACGGCGCUCGUGUGUGCGGCAUGUAGCUCGCAGCUCUCGCUACUUGUUGCACCAGCCGACAGCGGCGCCGCACUGCUGCCGCUGCGCGCCCUGCUGCUGCUCGAGGCCAGCACGACGCUGCUGGCGCUGCUGCUGCCGCUGUUGAAGCUGCGUCCCGCCCUCGUGCCGCUCUCCCUUACGUUGCCCUCGCCGAGCCAUGCGCCGCGCAUCGUCGAUGCACUGCUGCCCUGGCUGCCGCCCAGCCUCGUUGACGGCCUCACUGGCCGCGCUGCCACGACGCGCACCCGCCGUCGCCGGCGCAGGGGCCUGGCAGGCGCCAUGAUGGGCGUGCCGCCGCCCGGCGCUGUGGAGGAGCUGCAGGAGCGGAGGAGAGCGCAGCAACUAGCGGCAGAGAGGCAGGAGCAGCAGGCCCGGCAAGCCGCAGCCCCACUGCAAGAGGUGCCGCAGCAGCAAGAGCCAGGACAGCCGCGGGAGCUGCCACCGCUCCCGCGCGCCGAGCCCUACACAGACGGGCCGGGCUUGCACGCACCCCUCGUCAUGCCUGCGACCAGCGACGCAGCAGCGGCCACAGGAGCAGGCGAUGCAGCGCCUUCUGCCGAGGCCUCAUCCGCCGAGGACCGGCAGCGCGAUACCGCCGCUGCGCCGGCAGCGCAGGUGCCACGACCCAAGGCGCCUCGCCUGCACGGCGUGCGUGUGCGCGUCGAGACCGUCUGGCUGGCCGAGACGCUGCUGGAGCUCUGGGCACGCGUGGUGGGUGCGGUCAUGUACGCCGUCAUCACGCUCUCCCUACCGACGCUCUCGCCGACGACACUGCCGCCGCUGCUGGCGCUGCUGAGCCUGCGCUCGGAGCUGGGCAGUGUGGCGCGCGUGUGGACCUCAGCGCGGCGCUCACUCGAAUGCCUCGAGUUCCGCAUCUCCGCCAUCCACCGCCAGCCGGACGAGACGAGAGCGAGUGGCCUAGAUGCUCCGACCCCGCUGUAA